AUCUGCACAACAGCAAACAUUUUACUGACAACAUGUACCUAUCUCUGUCUGUGUUUGUAGCCAAUCUGAGUCAAAAGCGCAAACGGCGCAACUGGGAGGUCCCAGAACACACACCGGAAGUAGCUCGCAACGCCUACUACGGACACAUGCUUAACGUGCCAGGAGAAGCUAUCAAAACGGAACCAAGAGAUUCGCCUACACACCAAUUUCUUGGCUUCCAGGGCACCUACCGCAAUCCAAACGAGACCCCGUCACCGGUGGAACGAUCGCCUAUCGCGCACCAUGGUAACACAACGCCCGUCGGACCGACCUCCCCCUUCACCGGUGCUGCCAGUAGCUUAACACCAACCCCCGGCGCAUACCAAGCUAGCCCGGGCAACGAUUUUUUCCUUGGCACCCAGCAGCAGUUCCAGAAUCAGUACAACUUUGUCGCAACCUCCCCUACCAACGGUUUAACGAUGUAUCAACAGCAACAGCAGCAGCAGCAGCAGCAACAACAACAGCCGCAGAAUCAUCAGUUCCAGAUUCCCGCCAACAUCAGCAACGUCGUCCAGCAGUUCAAUAUAGGAAAUCUCGUGAAUGGUGGCCUACCGGUUACCCUUACUCAAGCCGGUCCUAGUGGAAUCGGAACCGGAGCGGCUGGAUCCUGUCAGCAGACCACGACUGGCAAUACGACCGAGUACAAUCUCAGCAGUUUGCUCGAUAUGGAUCUCGGUAAGGAGUUCACCAUGAACUCAUCCGAGAUCAAAUCGAUUAUGGGGCAUUUCUCCAACUCUGACAUCAAGCAGGAAUUGCAGAACAAUAAUAACACUAACACUAACAACAACAACAACCAGCAUCACCCGCAUCGAAUGCAGCAGGAAGAAGAAAACCUUUCGAACAGUUUUACAAGACUGACGACCAGUACGUUGAACAAUUUGGAUAAGUAGGCCGCGGCCGAAGUGCAGUGAAAUUUUGAGUGUACGAACAACAACUUGUAAAUGCUAAUAAGAAAGUAAACGUUGUUUUUUUA
Messenger RNA from Topomyia yanbarensis, 1012 nucleotides. RefSeq lists its product as uncharacterized. The transcript has 3 exons. NCBI's taxonomy places the organism in Eukaryota, Metazoa, Arthropoda, Insecta, Diptera, Culicidae. The record is from RefSeq and is a predicted model, not a curated record. The coding region runs from base 33 to 929 and encodes 298 amino acids.